This is a messenger RNA of Ixodes scapularis (black-legged tick), 1809 nucleotides long. RefSeq names its product monocarboxylate transporter 6-like. Bases 1 to 1809 code for a protein of 602 amino acids. NCBI's taxonomy places the organism in Eukaryota, Metazoa, Arthropoda, Arachnida, Ixodida, Ixodidae. The record is from RefSeq and is a predicted model, not a curated record. Gene Ontology annotation, molecular function: monocarboxylic acid transmembrane transporter activity; S-adenosylmethionine-dependent methyltransferase activity. The transcript has 6 exons. Gene Ontology annotation, biological process: transmembrane transport.
AUGGAAGAGCUUCCAAACUUCAAGAAACGAAGAGGAAUUGCUAAAUGGAUUCCUGUGAUCAUCGCCGCCUCGAUGCUCUUCUUGGAGUCGUCCACGUACCGAUGCUCCGGUAUUUUUUACGUCAUUAUCAUGGAAGAAUUCGCCAUCGCCCGUGGCCCCGCAUCUUGGCCAAUCACCAUUCUAGGUGCAUUAAAUGAUAUCGGAGGAAUUCUAGCUGGGCCUCUGUGUUACCUGAUUUCUUUGAAGUCGGUUAUCUUGAUUGGGUGCCUCGCGCACGUGCUCGGCAUGGUGGGCGCAUCCUUCGCACCCACAGUCGCCUGGAUGUCGGUCACUUUAGGCUUCAUUCACGGAAUUGGAGGAGGCUUCAUCCGCACUUUGCUGCAGGUGUACCUUAGCACAAAUUACAAGAAACACCUCGGAAUGGCUCAUGGCCUGAUGUUCGCUGGAGCCACUGCUUCCUCCUUCGUUUUUCCUUCCGUCCUAAUGAGUUUGAAGGAGGCAGUCAAUGCUCGGGGAUGUAUGUUAAUAUUAGGAGCAAUUCUUCUGCACUAUAUUCCAUUGUGCAUGCUCAUAAAGCAUCAGGAUCGCGUCGACAUAUCGAAAAAUGUAUCCACCAACGGCAACAUCGAGACCAUCGAAACUACGGAAGAAUUAACCACCACAGAAACAUCUUCAAGAUCGUGUUUUGUGAUUGCCCGGGAUGCUGGGAAAAUACUGUGCACACCAACGUUUUAUAUCAUCGUAAUCUCCUGGUUAUUAGUGGUGUACGCACUCGAACUUUUCUUUAUUACUAUAGUGGACUUCGCAAUAGACAGGGGCUUAACUGCCGAUGAUGCUGUGACCCUGCUCGCAGGAUACGCGGUGACGGAUCUCUGUGGAAGGGUACUCCUCCCAGUGGCCGCUGACAAGCAGUAUGUUCGUACAAGUACGCUCAUGGCUGUUAACUAUUUUUUCCUCGCUAGUUCAUUUCUGGCGUUACCAGAAGUGUGGUCUUUUGCCAGCCUUCUUGUUGUCGGUGCUCUGGCCCCAAUAUUUAUGGGAUGUGGACUAGCCAUGACCGGUGUACUGAUGGCCAAGUACAUGGGCAGGGAACGUCUACCGCUCAGCUAUGCAAUCGCCAGUCUACUCAGCAGUCCGUUGGUCUUCCUCAAGCCUGUAGUCAUUGGUUAUUACCGUGAUUAUAUUGGGUCCUAUAAUGACCUCUACAGACUGUUGGGUGGACUGUUGCUGAGUCUGUGUAUACCUUGGACAGUCACAACGAUCUGGGAGCGCCGAGAAAAUAAGCGAAGGACUUUCCUGCAGCAUGUGUAUACAAGCUGCAAUAACAAUGAACUUCGACGUCACAAUCUCGUGGUACUAGAACGAUUCCAGAAGUCAUUCAAACGGGACACCGAAGGAGAAGAACAGUAUCUCGAUCUGGGGUGCGGCACGGGCGACUUCACGCGUGAGGGCCUGCUUCCCCACUGUCUUCCGUGCCGAAGGAUCGUCGCCGUCGAUGUCUCCAAGGGCAUGGUCGAGUACGCGAGGAGCCAUUUCGGCCAUCCCAAGAUUGACUACGACGUCCUCAACGCUGUGGAAGAGGACGUGUCCGGUUUCAUGGGGCGCUACGGUCAGUUCGAUCACGUCUUCUCCUUGUUCUGUCUGAACUGGGUAAAGGACCAAGCGAAGGCGCUAAAAAACAUCGCGCUGCUGAUGAAACCUGGGGGCAGUUGUCUGCUCCUCUUCGUCGCCUCGACGUCCCUAAUGCCACGCCGCCAGGAACUGGCUUUGAAGACGCGCUGGGCGAAAUACGCGCAGAUUGCCUUAUAA